UUUUUUUUUUUUUAAAGAAAAAAAGAAAAGAACACGCUCAAGGUGUUAGGAUGCAGUCUGGAGUGAAGACGCUCUCCGCAGGUGGAGGUGCGUCACUCUGCUGCCUGCUGCUUCUCUGGCUCAUCUAUUCACAUCUGCUUAGAGAGGGCCAGUUGGCGGUGGGGACCUGCGAGAUAGUGAUGCUCAACAGAGACAGCAGCGUCCCCAGACGGACCAUCGCCAGGCAGACGGCCCGCUGCGCCUGCCGGAGAGGCCAGAUCGCCGGCACGACCAGGGCGAGGCCGGCAUGUGUCGACGCUCGAAUCGUGCGGAGUCGUCAGUGGUGCGAGAUGGCUCCGUGCCUGGAGGGCGAGGUCUGCAGCUACCUGUUCAACCGAUCCGGCUGGACCUGCACCAGGGGCAGCGGUCGCAUCAAGACCGUCACGCCUUUGCCCAAGGAACCGUCGUAGGAUGCAGAGAAGACAGCAAGUUCAUUGACAUCCACGCGACAAUCGGAACCGAGACCACCAGAACAUUGUGUCCAUUCACCAACGAGAUUUUUCCAAACGUAAUACUAAAAUAAAUACAUAGCGAUGUUUCCCCCUAUCCCCACAGUGAAAGACUCUCGGCUGACACUUCUGAGAACUCUGAGAAGUCUAAAGUGAGCGGCAUGGUACUCCAUCGGCAUCGAAUCUUCACCGCAGCCAAAUUCGUGGACACCUCGCCGAACAUUUACCGAUGGCGCAGUGGAAUAUUCAUUGAAGUACUUCAUCUUUUAUUUUUUGUCCUUGUUAUCCAACAUUGUGGUCCACAGGGGACGGCCCCUUGAAGAAUUGUCGUACCUUUUUGUCUUGAUUUAGACUUGUCAGAAGGUCUUUCAGAAGUCGAUCCCCUUCAUCUUCUUUACUAUCCCGGCGAUGAAGCCGUCCACCGUUAUAUUCCAGCCAAGUUCCUUUAACGACAGCGCACCGCUGAAGAGUAACGACUCUGCGGAGGUUGAGCCGGGCCCUUAUUGUCCAUCGGAUUCUUUUCUCUCAUUUGGCUGAUGGGUGAAACUUUACACCUCUGCAGAUAAAAACACACAAGACGGAAAAAGGUUGUGAGAAAGCAUGAAGAUUCUCUUGGAGCGUCACCGAGGAGUUCGACAACAAUGAGGCGGCUUAAAGACUGACGGUCACGGUGGUGAAACGAGGACAUUUUGAGCGUCUUAGCUUAUAACUUAUGUAUUUUUUUAAUGUGGUGCCAACAUAGACUAGAAGAGUCGUUUUUCUGUUGUCAAUGAAGCUCACACAUCUUGUACCCACCACCGGGGGCAUUUAGCAGAUGUGGUCACCCGGCUCAUGUUAAUGGUCUGUUUGUGCCUCUCACCACCAUGUGUGUGUGUGUGUGUGUGUGUGUGUGGGUGUGUGUGUGUGUGUACGCUUGUGGGCCUGUGUGCGAGUGUGUGUGACCAUUCAGAAAUACUGUGAAAUAAGUCAUAUCCAAUGCAUCAUUCAUAUUCUUGUAUAUAUUUUUGGGGACCCAGACCAGAGCUCACCACCCGGCUAGAGAAGCAUUUGUGAUUUUACAGAUGUCGAGAUCUCGUUUGAAUCCUGGGACUGACUUUUCUU
Pseudoliparis swirei is the source of this 1589-nucleotide messenger RNA. It is a transcript of the gene tafa5l, whose product is annotated as TAFA chemokine like family member 5, like. Bases 51 to 449 code for a protein of 132 amino acids. The record is from RefSeq and is a predicted model, not a curated record. The transcript is spliced from 5 exons. NCBI's taxonomy places the organism in Eukaryota, Metazoa, Chordata, Actinopteri, Perciformes, Liparidae.